This is a messenger RNA of Jatropha curcas, 2004 nucleotides long. RefSeq lists its product as uncharacterized. Lineage: Eukaryota; Viridiplantae; Streptophyta; Magnoliopsida; Malpighiales; Euphorbiaceae. The record is from RefSeq and is a predicted model, not a curated record.
UCUUCUGCUUCUCCCCCCAAUUUUAAUUUAUCCAACUCAUUUUCCCACCAUAGACGCCCUAGCAAAACCCUAACCCUAAAUUCUCAAAUCCUAUCUUCACCACCAAAAACUAUGGCUAAAAAGAAACUUACCCAUAGCUCUCAACACCCCAAACAAGUGAACCCACAAGAUCAAAACCCAACCUUUACUAUGACCCGACAACAAUCCUCCAAGGAAGACCCUGAAGAGAAGCUACAGAACUUGAAAUCCCUAAAUGGUAUGCUUCUCAAAGAAACCAUUGAGCGCAGGCAGCAAGUUGAGUCUUUAAAGCAAGCUAAAGAGGGUUUAGAGUCUGAGUUGGCUCGGACUGGUAUGGAAAAGACAGAUUUGGAAAAUGAGUUGGCUCGAGCUAGUGAGGAGAGAGUGUGUUUGGAGAUAGAGAAGGGUCUUUUUUCUGUUUUUAUCAAGACGAGAAUGAAUGAGAUGGGAGUUGGUGUAAAUGGGUUGGUAAGAGAGCAAGGAGAGAAAGAGAGUGAGAUUAGGUUAUUGAAGACUCAGGUGAACGGGUUACUGGUAAAUCUAGAAAAUGAAAGAGAGAAGUCGAGCCAGGCUUGUCGAGAGAGGGAUCUAUUAAGGAUUGAUCUUGAUAACUGGGAGAAGGAAGCAAAUGGCCUGAAAAGGAAAGUGACUGAAAUGGAGAAAAAUGGGUUAAGAACUGAGGAGGAGAUAAAGAAACUGAACUUAAACCAUGCUCAGUUGACUAAGCAAAAUAAAGAAACAGAGGAAGAAAUUAAGGAGGUUAAAAAUUCGAGAGAUUUAGCUGAGAAGAAAUUAUUGCAAAAUGUGGAACAGUUUGAAGAUUUGAAAAGAGAGAUAGAGGAGAUUGUAAAGAAGAAGAAUGAGGUUGAAAUGGAGAAAAGUAAGCAGAAGGUCAAGAUUAGUGAAUUGGAGAAACAUAUAUCUGAACUGAAUGAGAUCAUAUCAAGUUUGCGGGGAGAAGAGGGUGUUUUGCGUGAAAAAGUGUUGGAGUUGGAAAAGUGCUGUGGUGAGGCAAUUGACAAGGGGAAGGUCUUACAAAUGGAGAUUAAUGCAUUGGGGGAAGAGAAGAAAGUUAAGGAAAGAACAAUUAAGAGGUUAAUGGGGGAAAUUGAUUCAAGUGGGGAACAUAUAAAGGCCUUGAAUAGUGAAAACAAUGAUAAGGAACAAUUAAUUGAGAGAUUGAUUAGAGAUAAAAAUGAGAUUGAGGAUUUGAAAGUUAGUAAGGAGAGUGAAAUUGUGGAGUUGCAUGGGGAGUUGAGUGGAUUAAAAGAUGUUGUGUUCACAAUGCAAGAAUCCUUAAAAUGUCAAGAAGACGAGAACAAACAAUUAGCAUCUGAAGUUGGUCAUUACAGAGAUGCUUUUGAGAAAGUGAGGCUUGAAAGGGACAAUGCACAUGAGGAUUUGGAUGAGGAGAAAAGGAAUGGCAUAAACCUGAGGUCUAAAGUUCUGGAAAUGGAGAAGAGGAUUGAAGAGACUUUGAAAGAGUUUGCAAAGAUGAAGACUGAGCACGAGAAUUUGUUUGGGGAAAAGAAGGAACUGGAAUGCCAAGUUGAUUUGUUGAAAAAAGAAAAGGAUUUGGUGCAAAAGAAGCUUUUGGAGGCAAAACAAGAAAUUGGUGAAUUGAAGACUAAAAUGGAAUCAUCUGGCAUUAGAUCAGAAAGAGCACUGGCAUUGUUGAAGAACACUGCAGCAUUAGUACGUCAAUAUAAUAAUGGAAAGGGAGAAGUGUCCUUCACUGAAAAGAAAAUUGAGGAUGAAAUUGAGCCAUAUGCAACAGAACUAGAAGUAAUUAAAAAUUCAUUUAGAAACAAGGAAACGGCAGUAGAGGAGAUGAAGCAACAAGUGAAGUUCCUCCAGAAUUCUGUGGCAGAUGCAAAUAAGAAGAAAGGCUUAUGGGCUUUAGUAUCUUCAGCAGCAACAGUUUUGGUUGCAGAGCCAUCAAUGCAAUACAGAACUUCAGACAGUAAUGGUAAAAAUGUCAUUUAG